Messenger RNA from Maudiozyma barnettii, 1782 nucleotides. It is a transcript of the gene TRM2, whose product is annotated as tRNA (uracil(54)-C(5))-methyltransferase. The record is from RefSeq and is a predicted model, not a curated record. Gene Ontology annotation, molecular function: tRNA (uracil(54)-C5)-methyltransferase activity, S-adenosyl methionine-dependent. The transcript has a single exon. NCBI's taxonomy places the organism in Eukaryota, Fungi, Ascomycota, Saccharomycetes, Saccharomycetales, Saccharomycetaceae. Bases 1 to 1782 code for a protein of 593 amino acids. Gene Ontology annotation, biological process: tRNA processing.
AUGAACAACUUGAUCAAAAGUUCAUUGUUUAGGUAUAUUAAACCAUUAACCGUAUUAGUGCCUCAACCCACGACCAGACGUUGCUUAUCCAUAAUGUCAACCAUUAAUAAUGACAAUAUAAUUGCCACUACCCCAAUAAACAAGAGAGUACAGGAAACAAAUACUGUUACGAAAGUUAAAAAGCAAAAAUUGAAAAAAUACAAAGCUAAGAAGGCUGACCCAACCUCACCUUCUGGUGUUUUACAAUUCGAAAUCGAUGACCUUUUGAAGACUCAUAAUUUAACAAGAGAUGAGGUUUCAAAUGAUGUUUCCACUAUAUUGAACGAUUUUUCGAAAGAGGAUGAAAAUUCCAUUACAAAGAAAUACCAUCGUAUUGUAAAUGAUGUUGAAAUUUUAGUACUGACCUCUAGCGGUGAUGGUCUUGCGCUAAUAGACCAUCCAGUUGAUUCAACUAAGAAACAAAUAGCUAUUGUCCCAUUUGGUUUGCCUGGUGAUAUUACAAAUAUCAGAGUCUUCAAGACUCACCCAUAUUAUGUCGAAACAGAUUUAUUGGAUGUAAACAAAAAAUCACCUAUCAGAAGAGAUGAUUUGAUUAGGGAUAAGUAUUUCGGUAAAGCCUCUGGAAGUCAAUUUGAAUUCCUUACUUACGAAAAACAAUUAGAAAUUAAAAUGAACACUAUUUCUAAUGCGUAUAAAUACUUUGCACCUCGUCUGGUUGAAGAAUGUAUAUUACCAGCCACCGGUACUACAAUUCCAUCCCCACUCCCAUAUUACUAUAGAACCAAAAUUACUCCACAUUUUGAUAUGCCAAGAAGAGCUAAAGUACUAGAGGAGAGACCUCCUUUAGGUUUUGGUCAAAAAGGUAGACCAACCUGGAGAAAGGAAACUUUAGAAGUUGGAGGUCAUGCCUCCACACUAGAUAUUGACGAAUGUGCAUUAGCAACAGAUAUUCUAAAUAUAGGUCUAACUAAUGAAAGAAGAAGGUUUGAUAAGGAAUUUAAAAACUAUAAGAAAGGUGCUACUAUUUUAUUGAGAGAAAAUACAAUUGUUUUUGACGAAACAAAGACUAUUAAAGAACAACUGGGAGAAGGGUCAAGAGAUGAGAAUGGUGAAGUUAGUUACGUUGAGGUAGAAGACAAGGAACGCGGCGUUAAGUUAAUCAAGACAUGUGUUACCAAUCAAAAACAAAUUGUUUCAGAGUAUGUUGACGGUUAUACAUUUAACUUUACAGCUGGUGAAUUUUUCCAAAAUAACAAUUCUAUUUUGUCUACUGUCACCAAAUAUGUUAGAGAAAACUUACAAAUUCCGAAUUCGAAGAUUGAUGAACCAAAUUACUUAGUAGAUGCUUACUGUGGUUCUGGUCUAUUCAGCGUAUGUAGUUCGAAAGGUGUCGAAAAAGUCACAGGUGUCGAAAUUUCCGCAGACAGUGUUUCAUUUGCUGAAAAGAAUGCAAAGCUUAAUGGAAUUGAAAAUUGUGAUUUUAUUGUAGGUAAAGCUGAAAAAUUGUUCGAAUCCAUUAGUACACCAAAUGAUAGAACAUCUGUGAUUUUAGAUCCACCAAGAAAAGGUUGUGACGAAGUAUUCAUGAAACAAUUAGCCGAAUAUUACCCCGCUAGAAUUGUAUAUAUUUCUUGUAAUGUUCAUUCUCAAGCUAGAGACAUUGAAUAUUUUAUUAAAGAGACAGAAAAGGGUAGUCAUUACAAGAUUGAGAGUUUGAGAGGGUUCGAUUUCUUUCCUCAAACCCACCAUGUAGAAAGUGUAUGUGUUUUAUCUAGAGUAUGA